AUGUUAGCCGUACGGUUGGUUGUUGUGGCUUUUGCUUUGGCUGCUGCUGAGAAGAUGCAAGUUUGGAGUCUCACAGGCAGUGGCUCCUUGACGAAUUUAGCUGCGAAAAAGUGUUUGGCCGCGCAGCCUGAUGCUGCUGCUGGGAGUGCUAUUGAGCUAGCGCCUUGCGAUGAAGCAGGGAAGAGUUCAACCUGGGAGCUGCAGGCCAACGGACAAAUAAAGCUUGGGGCCAGCAACAUGUGCCUGAGCCAAGCAGGGUCUUCGCCUGGCCGUGCAGAUCUUGCCUCUAGCUCCGCAGUUGUUGCUAGCUCCACAUUGGACCCUGCGCACGGAGCUGCCCUUGUUGUUGAUGGUCUCGCAUCAUCCUAUUGGGAAUCCAAGUUAGACGAAGCAGGCCCUGUGUCUUUGACGCUUGAAUUUGACAAAGCGGCGCCUGUGCUCGAAGUAGAGCUUGAUUUUGAAUUUGCCCCUUCUUCUUUCGUGCUGCAAAGCUUGGGGGCAAGUGGUAAAUGGAUUGACGAGUUUGCAACUGACACCAACAUCCUUCGAACCGCCAAGCUCCCACUGGCCGGUGGCCCGGCCUAUGGCGUGAGGCUUGUGAUGAACAAAGCGCAUGCGACCCAAGCCGUGCUGGGAGGUCAUUCCAUCUUUAAGGUACGUUCCUUCAAGGUCCUUGCCCCACUGAUGCGCCCGGUUGUGGAGCCUUGCGUGGUGGCGGCCAAGAGCAGUGAUGCUCGAGACAAAUAUUUUGCCGUGGCCGUCGGCUCCUUUGAUCCUUCGUCUGGUGCGGCGCUGCGGUCGGAGCUUCCUGCUUUGGACUCUGCCGGCGCAGCAGUUGCCGCCGCAGUGAUGGAGCUUGCGGAAGCAGUCCCAGAUGCGCGUGCAUGCAAGAAAGGCGCUGCCUUCAAGUCAAAGGCAGGACGCCGCCAGACAGUAUCAUCCACUCGCAAGAGUCUUGGAGGAGCAGAAAUUGGCGAGCAGGAAGCUUUGUUUGUCGAGGCCAAGAAAACCAUCAUCGCCGCUCGCAGCAUUUUGCAAUGA
Cladocopium goreaui is the source of this 1041-nucleotide messenger RNA. The record is from the annotation of a GenBank genome assembly. Lineage: Eukaryota; Dinophyceae; Suessiales; Symbiodiniaceae.